AUGAAAAAGUUCGUUGUCCUAGGAUUGAUUUUGUUGGUUGGAUGUGCUGCGAUAGGCACCAUCUUCCUACACUUGAAGCCGACCAGUGUACAGUCUGAAACCGGGACAAUGCUUCAAAAUGCUACUGCAGCAACCGACAAUGUAACUGAAGGCGCGAGCACACAGACGUCAGCAGGCAAGACGACUAGUCAGGCCAUAGAUACCCAAAGCCUCUGCAAGGUAGUAAUGGCUCCCGGAGGAAAAGAGAGUGGCCGUCGAGUGAUGGAACUUGCCGUCAAGCGUCUUCUUCGUUACAUUAGACGGGAACUGGGCUCAAACCGCAUGCAAUGGUGGUUGAAGUGUCGUCAGCUGACACAGAAAGAUUUCCUCAACAUGCUUGUUGGACGGCUGUAUCAGGCAGUGAACACGCCGGUCGAUGAAAGCCGUCCAAGCGGGAUGGUCACUCAACCUCCUGGCCCAGCAGUGAUAUCCUCCACUCAGAACAGCGAGCAACAGACGUCUUCCAUACCUCUGGGGGUGUCCUCUAACCAAUCAAAUACUGGCAAGGCCACUCCCACCUCAUAUCUAAAGUUCUUCCGGCGUCCGUGA
Molecule: messenger RNA, 588 nt
Organism: Dibothriocephalus latus
Lineage: Eukaryota; Metazoa; Platyhelminthes; Cestoda; Diphyllobothriidea; Diphyllobothriidae
Source: the annotation of a GenBank genome assembly